Molecule: messenger RNA, 2025 nt
Organism: Cheilinus undulatus (humphead wrasse)
Lineage: Eukaryota; Metazoa; Chordata; Actinopteri; Labriformes; Labridae
Product: E3 ubiquitin-protein ligase TRIM35-like
Exons: 2
Coding region: 63-1454 (463 amino acids)
Molecular function (GO): zinc ion binding; protein binding
Source: RefSeq, a predicted model, not a curated record
UUCCUUCAAGUCUGAGCAACAACAGAGUAACGGUGGGAUUUACCUUCACUACGGACGACAAGAUGGCAUCAGGAUCCGAGGAGGAUCUGUGCUGCCCGGUGUGUACGGACAUCUUUAAAGAUCCCGUAGUUCUGACAUGCAGCCACAGCCUGUGUAAAGGCUGUCUGCAGAGAUGGUGGCAACACAAACCAACAAGAGAGUGUCCUGUCUGUAAGACUAUCAGCGCCAAGAAAAAUCCACCUGUGAGUCUGGUACUGAAGUCCUUGUGCGAGGCCUUGGUGUUGGAGCGGGAUCAGAGAGCGUCAGAGUCUAUUUGCAUACUGCACACCGAAAAACUGAAACUUUUUUGUUUAGACCAUCAGGAGCCAGUUUGUCUUGUCUGUAGAGACUCUGACACACAUGCAAAACACCGCUUCAGACCAAUCGAUGAAGCCACAAGGGAGCCAAGAAAGAAACUCCAGGAUAUGCUUCAGGCCUUAGAAAAGAAGUGUGGUGGUUUUGAAAAAGCUAAAGCAAAGUGUGAUGCAGCAGCAGCACAUAUUAAAGUCCAGACCAGAGACACAGAGAGGCAAAUUAGAAAUAACUUCCAAAAGCUUCAUGAGUUUCUAAGUACAGAAGAGGAGGCCAGGAUCUCUGCUCUGAGAAAGGAGGAGGAGCAGAAGACUCAGCAGUUGAAGAAGGAGAUCAAGUCUCUGACUGUAAAGAUUAAAUCUCUUAUGGACACAGUCAAAGAGACCCAGGCUGAGCUGAAAGCUACAGACCUCAACUUCUUAAAGAACUAUAAAGCUGCAGUGGACAGAGUGGAAAGAGCCCUGCAGCGCCCCCCACUGGAGGCGCCACAGAUGCCUAAAGGGUCUCUGAUAAACGUGGCCAAACAUGUAGGCAACCUACGUUUAUACAUCUGGAGCAAGAUGAGGGAUUUGGUCUCCUAUGCACCCGUAGUUCUGGAUCCAAACACAGCUUGUUUUAGAUUCACCGUGUCUGAAGAUCUGAGUGCUCUGAGACCUGCAGCGUUGCAUGAAGUUCCUGAAAAUCCAGAGAGAUUUGAUUUCAGUAUCCUGGGCUCAGAGGGUUUUACCUCAGGGAUCCACAGCUGGGCCGUUGACAUUGGAGGAAACAAAACCUGGUUACUGGGAGUGUUUGCUGAGUCAGGCCAAAGGAGGAGAGACAUCCAGACUGGCUUUUCAGGAAUCAUGGCCCAUAAAGGUGCAUUCAGGGCAUGUGUACUAACUACGCCACAUACUCCUCUCCCUCUCCAGAGUGAGUAUAAGAAGAUCCAAGUGACUCUAGACUUGACCAGAGGAGAGCUGUCGUUCUUGGAUCUUGAUAAAAAUGCACAUAUACACACCAUCACACACACUUUCACUGGUCAAGUGUUUCCCCUCUUUAGUGUUGAGGGUGAACUGCAGUUACUGGAACAGAAGAUCUCUGUAAUCCGCUAUCCUCUCAGCUGAGGGUUGCUGGACUGCUUUCUGGUACAAAACUCUACAUUGUGGUACUUUUAAUGACCAGUAGUCCACCGUGGCUGAUAGAUUUGGGAAAUUUGCCUCAUAAUGAGAAAACAAAAGAGGAGAGCUUACUGGGGACCAGCCAAACAGAGAGGCCCAUGGAGGUCAGCAAAUCCUGGUCCAUUCUAAAGUUAAGCUUGAUGACAAUAUUUUAUAUUUAACCUGAAUAAUAACCACUGACCAAAGCAACCAAAAAAGAAUUGGAUUUUUUUAUGCUGUAGUAACGUAAAGCCUUUUUCAAAAUGUAAAAAAAAAACAGAAUUACCUAUUUAUUGGUGAUGUUAACAGUGUGGAUGGGCACACUGAACUAAUUGAUCAGAAAAGUAAUGUCACACUUCAUAGCAAAGCCAUAUACACCGAUGUCAGGAUGCCAGAAAAUUUCCUGGAACAAACUGAGACAGCUCUUUAUUCGAAAAGAACAAAAUAGUUGUUAAAAGAUACAAAAAGGGGUCUAAAGUGUCUAAAAAGGCAAAAAGUAGGCAAAAGGAAUUGCUGAAAUGGGCAAAAAGUAGCAGAA